AUGGAUGGAAAAGAACAUAAGAACCAUGAAACGUUCUCGCUCGUCUGGCUCGAUCCAGACGUCAAUAAUUCUAAGGAAAAUAUCAAUGUUCAACAACAACUUCAUGCAUGUAUAAGUCAUCUCGAAACAUUUGACAAGGCUGAUAAAUGCGAACGAUUUAUUCGAUUUGAACCCAUCAAUAGCAGAAUUAUUCUUGUAGCAAGUGAACGAUUCAGUGCCGACCUAAUACCACGAAUUCACCAAUUAUCGCAGGUGUUCUCAAUCUAUAUUUAUGGUGUAGACAAGCGGAAAAGUAAUGCAUGGACAAAUAUCUAUUCCAAAGUCAAGGCUGUACUCACAGAUAUCAACGUUCUUGUCAGUCAAAUCUGUUCAGAUCAUGUUCGAAGAAGUCCGACCAAAAGUGAAGAUCUAUUUGAGUUCAACAUCUUCAACACAAGUACUAGUGAUGAACGAUCAACUACUUUAUUGAGCGGUCAAUUUCUUCAUUCACAAUUACUCAUUGAUUGUUUACUUCGUAUGCGAGCAGUUCCAACAGAUAAGAAUGAAUUAAUUGAAAUGGCAGAAAAAGAAUACAAACUCGACACAAACGAAUCGGCUAUUUUGCGCGAAUUUCAAACGAACUAUUCGCCUGACCAAUCGAUAUGGUGGUAUACACGUGAAUCAUUCUUGUAUCGGCAAUUGAACAAGGCUCUCCGUACACAAAAUAUCGAUGCAUUGCUUGCAUUCCGUUUCUUUAUCCGUGAUAUUCAUGAACAACUCGAACAUCAUCGAUGCUCAUCACCAAUUCAUAUCUAUCGCGGUCAACUUAUGUCAACUGCAGAGCUUGAAAGGCUGAAAAAUUCUGCUGGUCAAUUGAUCUCGAUGAAUUCAUUUCUUUCGACUACUACCGAUCGCCUAUCGGCUCUUGCAUUUCUCUACUCUUCGGCCAAAUCAGAUGGGUUAGAACGUGUCUUAUUUGAAAUCGAUGCCGAUCCUCAACUUGCGGAUGUUAAACCGUUUGCUAACAUAACCUGCCUCAGUUACUUUCCAAGCGAAAGUGAAGUUUUGUUGAUGCUAGGAUCGAUAUUGCGUCUUGUCGGUAUUGACCAUGAUGAUCAUGGAGUUUCAAUUAUUCGAUCAACACUAUGCAGCAAUAGCGAUCAAGAUUUACAACGCGUCUUCGAAUAUAUGAAAAUUGAAUACGGUGAUCAAGAAACAAAUGCGCAGUCAUUUGGUAUAGUACUAGGUCAAAUGGGCAAACUCGACGAAGCAGAAAAAUAUUUUCGUCACUUACUAAAAGAAAUGCCACCCAAUCACGUAGAUAUUGCUGGUUGCUAUCAUAAUCUGGGUGAUAUAUUAGACAAAAAAGGCGAUUACGAAUCUAGUCUUGAAUCUUAUCAAAAAUCACUUGAAAUUAUGCUUCAAACACGUCAACCGAAUGAUCCAGAAAUUGGAACAAGUUUAAAUAGUAUUGCUGCUGUUCAUGCAAAGACCGGCAAUUACACUCAGGCAGAGAAAUCUUUUAAGAAAGCAUUUGAGAUUUGGAAGCAAGCGUACGGUGAAGAUAAUCCUAAAGUAGCCAUGUGUCUAAGCAAUUUGGCUGGCACCUAUCAAGUCAACGAAAAAAACAUGGAAGCACUUGAUUGUCUGCAAAAAGCAUUGAGUAUUCGUCAACAUCAUCUACCUGCCGAUCAUCCUGAUAUGGCCGAUACACACAAUAAUAUCGGCAUUCUCUAUUGGAGUCUUGAUAAAGUUGAUACUGCACUCGAACACUACAAUCUAUCCCUAAAAAUUAAACAAAAAUGUUUACCUGCUAAUCAUCCUGAUAUUGCUAUGACAUUGAGCAAUAUGAGUCUCAUUUAUGAACAGAAAGGAGAAUUCAAGCAAGCAUUGUCGCAUCUGCAAAGUGCAGCCAACAUUUAUCGACAGACACUAAAUCCCUCUCAUCCUCAUAUGCUUCAAGUGGAGCGACUUGUGCAACGUGUAUCCUCUAAACUGAAAUACAGCUUCCGUGCUAAUAUUUAUCUUGGUGUAUUAAUAAAUAACUACUAUUUAAAAACAUUUAAAAAAUUCAUUUCAAUCAGACUAAUUAUUUAA
Messenger RNA from Rotaria socialis, 2076 nucleotides. NCBI's taxonomy places the organism in Eukaryota, Metazoa, Rotifera, Eurotatoria, Philodinida, Philodinidae. The record is from the annotation of a GenBank genome assembly.